GUCCCAUCCCCGCGCGCCGUGGCUGCGGGGCGGUGAGCGGGGAUACCUGCACGCACAAAGGACCGGGAGGGUGUUCCUGCCGCCCCGGAGCCGCCGCACGCCCAGCGGGCAGCGAUGCCCGGGGAAUGCCGGAGGGCGCCCCGUGCCCGUCCCCACGCCCACACGCGGAGUGUCACGGAGGGGUCGCCAGGCCUGGAGAAGCGCCCGCGAGGCGCUGCCGUCACGCCCCCUCCGCCACGGAGCUGGAGCGGAGCGGCGCAGGGGGUGGGACGGGACCGGCGGCGGGCACCUCCCGCGGAGCGCCGGGCCCCGCACCGGGCACGGCGCUGAGUAACCGCUGCCACCCGUCCCAAAUUCCCCGGCGCGGAUUGAGGCGGAGGUGUUGCCUUUAUCGGGUUUUUACCCUCCGACCUCUCUCCUGCGUUUCGCUACCUGCUGCUCCCGCAUGCCGCGGUCCCACCGAGACGCCUGAUCCCGGGGAGAGGCUGCGAACGGGGGUCCCGGCCCGUCCCCUCCGGGUCCCCAGAGAGCGGGAGGGGCCGCGGAAGGAAGAACCGGUGCGCAGCCGGCAGGCAGGCUCCAUGAGGCCAGGGAUGCGUCACGGGACGCGAGGUGGCAGCGCUGAGCCUCUUCUGCCAGACGUGGGACAACGCAGAGCCAGCGAGAUCGCGUCAGCUGUACGCCGCCGGAACAGCAUGCGAGUGAUGCCAAAUCCCGAUGCGGGGGUUAAGGGCAGUGGCACUGAGAGCACCCUUCUCACACACCGGGUCCUGCAGCUUGCCUUGCGCAUGGAGCAAGAGAGAUUGUUCAGGAACAAUACGCUGGACAAAUCUACUGCAGGACUGGGCGCCGCAAGCAUUGAUUCCAGCAUUCCUAUCCCUGGAAGCGUUCAAGACGGGGUUGGAUGGGGCCCGGAGCAACAUGAUCUAGUGGGUGGUACCCUGCCCAUGGCCGGAGGUUUGGAGCUAGGUGAUCUUUAA
Molecule: messenger RNA, 980 nt
Organism: Vidua macroura (Pin-tailed whydah)
Lineage: Eukaryota; Metazoa; Chordata; Aves; Passeriformes; Viduidae
Product: translation initiation factor IF-2-like
Exons: 3
Coding region: 126-980 (284 amino acids)
Source: RefSeq, a predicted model, not a curated record